Messenger RNA from Opisthorchis viverrini, 1660 nucleotides. RefSeq lists its product as hypothetical. Gene Ontology annotation, cellular component: nucleus. The coding region runs from base 38 to 1660 and encodes 540 amino acids. The record is from RefSeq and is a predicted model, not a curated record. The transcript has 3 exons. Lineage: Eukaryota; Metazoa; Platyhelminthes; Trematoda; Opisthorchiida; Opisthorchiidae.
GUCAUCGACUUCCUGCCUUUCCACCCUACAGAAAUUUAUGGAAACCAAGUCGUCGGUGGAUACGAACACCUCAAACGGCGUGGGACCGGAUCACAGCCACUUAACUUCGAAAUUUUCACGGAAGCGCCAUUCUGCAGAGUGCGCCUCAGCUAAAUAUGGACAUGAUCCACUCAGACACUUAAUCCAGUCGUUUGCAAGAUCGAAAGUGCCUCGCUCUCCGCUGCGACAUUUAUCUGAUUUGAUGUAUGUGGAGCACUAUGAGAACGGUGGUGGUUAUGCUUUGCAUUCCUACGCUGACGAACUCGCACACUUAAAUAAAGUUGAGCUCGAACUGUUCACCAAGAAGUAUUUCAGAACACUGUUCACAGAGCGACGGAAGAGGGGAAUACAUGUCCCCUUUUCAUAUUAUUGCAUCGGUGUUGUCCAUGGUGCUGCUAAGCGUAUACCUGAGUUGCUUUCGUAUCUUUCCGUGAUGUACCCAGAAUUGAAAGUUAACACGAAUCCCUUAGAACGAAAAAAUGCUUCAGAAUCUACGUCCAUAUCGAGGUACUCUGAAGACGUUUUCAAGGCCUACACACGAGGAAUAUUCCGCUUUGGCCCCCUACAUGCUAUAAGUAUUGUAGGAACCAAAGGAGAGGAACGUGGCUGCUUCUCGAAUGAUCUUCUCCGCAUGAUUGAAUCUGAUCCAUUUCUCCGCUUAGUUACGCCAUGGGGAGCACUCUCCAGCCUCUCCGGAAUGGAUCCUCACGACAGCAACGACGGUCCGAUAAUCUGGGCCCGCCAUGGCGAGCAGGCCGUUCCGGUGUGUGCCACAUCCUCACUAAGCAAGAUGAGGCUGGUUCAAGGCUCUGGGCUGCUAGAGCUAUUGAGCAAUGCACGUACACGCCGUGUUCGUCAAGUACUCGUUCCAGAUCGAACCCCUUGCCACGCGGAUCAUGCGGACGAUGGUUUGGGUCGUCAUACAACUGCUGCCGUCGGUCUUCUCAAGGGCAUUUAUCCUCCGUGCUCGCUUUCGAAGACUCACCAGCCUAAGCAGAUAAAUUCUUCAGCUCCAUCGUCACCAGCCUCCGACAAACCCGCUGUUCAGGAUGACGCGUUUGAGAAUCCCUAUUCACCCACUCCCAGUCCACCCGGUCGAAUAAUCAAGGAUGUUGUAGUGUUCGAUCCUCGGCACUACCCUGAUUUAGUUAGACGGCUUCGACUGGAUGUGAUGGAACCGCCUGCAAGCCAGUGCGGCACAUUUUGGGCAGAUGAUGCCGAGCUGAAUCAACUUCAUACCGAGGGUUUCCGCUACGUCCGGUUACCGCUUCGAGAUAACGAUAUCUACUUCAUCCCAAGAAACGUUGUUCACCAAUUCAAGACGGUGUCAGCAGGUGUCAGCAUCGCGUGGCACGUACGCUUGAAGCAGUACUACGAGAACACCAAUGACCACGUCGUCGCAACUAUGUGUUCGGGGGCGACCAGCAGUUCAGUUACACCCACCACAUCGGCCAGUAAGGUGGAGUCGGUCCUUGAGGCCUCUUCACAGUCUGAAGCACCUCCAGCUUGUGCUGUCACCACAAAUUUAGAUGAUCAGCUACCAGCCCUGCCCACAGCUCACAGUCCUCCGUCAAACGUGACAGAUGACACCGUUCUCGAAUUGAAUACCUCUAUUGCCUAA